UUGGGCCCUCAGCAAUUUGCUGCUGUACUUCGGCGCCCUCCUCCGCUCUCAACCAAAAGAAGGGAAAAGAAGAGUCAAUUUCUAGGGUUGCAUAAUCUACUUUGUACGAUCGUUACGUAGAAGAAGUUGAAGGUGGUUACCGAGAAGAUGGGUGGUGGUAAUGGUCAAAAAGCCAAAAUGGCUCGUGAAAAGAAUUUGGAGAAGUCGAAAGCUCCAAAAGGAAGCCAGCUUGAAUCCAACAAAAAGGCCAUGAAUAUUCAGUGCAAGGUUUGUAUGCAGACAUUCAUGUGCACCACUUCAGAGGUGAAAUGCAGGGAACAUGCUGAGGCAAAGCAUCCAAAAUCUGAUGUCUAUGCCUGUUUCCCUCAUCUUAAGAAGUGAGAUUAUUCAAGGAACAUAAAAUCCUUCAGAAAGGAGUGUUGUAUUACUGGUUCUUGUGAGGAUUUAGUGUUGCAGACGUUAAUUUUAUAGAAUGAAUUUGUGGAUUAUUGUGUUACUUUGAAAGAUGUGAAUGUGCUUGUGCUUCUUUCCCAGACUCGUGUAUUUUGAAAGAUCUUAUAGAUUUACAUUUGCCUUUUGUGUAACAAUGUAUGGUAUUUCUCUCUUCUA
Messenger RNA from Sesamum indicum (sesame), 609 nucleotides. RefSeq lists its product as uncharacterized. NCBI's taxonomy places the organism in Eukaryota, Viridiplantae, Streptophyta, Magnoliopsida, Lamiales, Pedaliaceae. The record is from RefSeq and is a predicted model, not a curated record.